AUGAUUCUUCCAUCAAUUCAUUUCGCUGCUAAACAAUGUCACAAUCAGUGGCGCUCAUCAUUAUUUCGUACAAUUGUUGUUAUUCAUAAACGACAAUUAGCAACAUCAGGACAAUCGAAAAAAAAGUCUAAAACACAAGAAAAUGAGAGUCUUGUUCAAUCGACAACAAAUGAUCAAAUUGAAGUCGCGACUUUUAAAGAAAAAGCUCAACAGGCUGCAAAAGAUACAGGUUAUUCUAUGAUUGUUAUCGCUGGUGUUGCAGCAUUAGGUGGUUUAUGUUAUUUAAUGUUACGUGAAUUAUAUUCGAGAGAAACACCAAAUGGAAUUUAUAAAGAAGCAUCGAAAAUGUGCUUAGCUAAUACAGAUGUACAAGAUGCAUUAGGUACACCGAUUAUGGUUCAUACAACACCUCAAAUUGGUUCAAUGCGUAUUAAUAAUGUUCGAGCAAAAAUGUUUGAUGAAAAAGGACAUCGAAGUAUGGCACUUUCUUUUUACUUAACUGGCAAAGAACGAACUGGUGUUGUUGGUGUUAAAGUUCAAAAAAAUAUUUCUAAUAAAUUUGUCUAUGAUUAUAUUCUCGUUCAACUCGAUCGACCAUGGCGUGGUCGAAAUAUAAUUCGAGUUCAUCAAAAUCUCGAUACAUCAAACACAACACCUCAAACAAUCGAUAUUUAA
Messenger RNA from Adineta steineri, 675 nucleotides. The record is from the annotation of a GenBank genome assembly. Lineage: Eukaryota; Metazoa; Rotifera; Eurotatoria; Adinetida; Adinetidae.